AUGAUAAAAGCCGCCAUUAACCGGGUCAAGAAUCGGUUUUUGACACCUGUGAGCAAGCCUAGCGCCGAGAAAUUCAAUGUUGUCACUGAGGGCAAAGGCCACAUCUUGUUUCCCGAGAAAGAAACCGUUUUCUACAACCCUAUCCAGCAGUUCAACAGAGACCUAAGUGUUACCUGUAUCAAGGCAUGGGACAACUUGUAUGGCCAGCCAAAGCAAGAGCAGAUCAGAGCACGCAAACAGAGCAAAAAACGUGGACCCGAGGGCCGAACGCAUGAAAAUGCCAAAAAACGGAAAUUGAGUGAUGGACGCGAGGAAAUCACAGAUCAACAACAGUUGAAACAUCAAAGAAGACCUUACAUUCGUAUUUUGGAGGCACUUUCCGCCACGGGACUUCGGGCAAUUAGAUACGCACAUGAAAUUCCACAUGUGAAGGAAAUUAUCGCCAACGAUCUGUUGCCCGCCGCAGUAGAGGCAAUCCAAAGAAACGUAGACGAUAAUGAAGUGGGACAUAUCGUGAAGCCAAACAUCGACGACGCCAACGUGUUGAUGUACCGCAACAAGGCUGAGCGGAAACGGUACCACAUCAUCGACCUGGACCCCUACGGUACUGUGACGCCGUUUGUGGAUGCCGCUCUGCAAAAUAUCGAAGAUGACGGGUUGAUGCUAGUGACAUGCACCGAUUUGUCGGUACUAGCAGGUAACGGAUAUCCUGAAAAAUGUUUUGCGCUGUACGGCGGUGUGAACAUGGCAGGUCACGAUGCAACCCACGAAAGCGCACUGCGAUUGGUAUUGAACUUACUGGGCCAAAGUGCUGCCAAAUACCGUAAGAGUAUAGAGCCCGUGCUUUCGCUGAGCAUUGAUUUUUACGUUCGAGUUUUCGUGAAAGUGAGAACCAAUCCGCUUGAAGUCAAGAACCUUCAGAGCAACACCAUGAUCACUUACAUGUGUAGUGGAUGCGGUGCGUACCACAACCAACGGAUGGGUCGUCAAAGCGAACGGAGCACCAAGAAGGGCAACACGUUUGUAAAAUACUCGCUUGCGCAAGGUCCGCCUGUGGAUCAAAAAUGCCCGUACUGCGGCGGAGCGCACCAUCUGACAGGCCCCAUGUACGCGGGCCCGCUGCACAACAAAGAGUUUAUUGAGGAAGUGUUGCGGAUCAAUCGCGAAGAACACACUGACGAAGUUUACAAGACCCGCAAACGGAUUGAGGGGAUGCUGACGCUGGCGCAGAACGAGCUGGCAACGCCGUUUUACUUCACUCCGAACCGGGUUUCUUCGAUUUUGAAGUUCCAGGUACCGAGUUUGAAGACCGUAGUCGCAGGGUUGGGGUCUCUAGGGUUUUCGACCUCGUUGACACACGCGCAGCCGUCGUCUUUGAAGACCGAUGCGCCCUGGGACGCUAUUUGGUACGUUAUGAAGCGCUAUUGCGAGGAUAACCAAUUGUGCAAACUUGACAAGAUGAAUACGAAUUCGUUUGGGUACAAGAUUUUGACCAACGAUGCUAUUGGACGUGGUAGCCAGGGCAAGAGCCAGGGCAAGAGCCAGGGCAGCGAGUACGGUGAGAAACUAAGUUUUUCGCCCAACGAGCAAAGUGGUCAAAUUGAAGCUCUUCGCAAGCUCAAGAUCGUGCGGUUCCAGGAGAAUCCGGAGCGCAAUUGGGGGCCCAAGGCCCGUCCUACGUGA
This is a messenger RNA of Lachancea sp. 'fantastica', 1683 nucleotides long. Lineage: Eukaryota; Fungi; Ascomycota; Saccharomycetes; Saccharomycetales; Saccharomycetaceae. The record is from the annotation of a GenBank genome assembly.